This is a messenger RNA of Crotalus tigris (Tiger rattlesnake), 2275 nucleotides long. RefSeq lists its product as uncharacterized. Gene Ontology annotation, biological process: glycoprotein catabolic process; SCF-dependent proteasomal ubiquitin-dependent protein catabolic process. Gene Ontology annotation, molecular function: ubiquitin protein ligase activity; protein binding. The transcript has 11 exons. The record is from RefSeq and is a predicted model, not a curated record. The coding region runs from base 79 to 2205 and encodes 708 amino acids. NCBI's taxonomy places the organism in Eukaryota, Metazoa, Chordata, Lepidosauria, Squamata, Viperidae. Gene Ontology annotation, cellular component: SCF ubiquitin ligase complex; cytoplasm.
CCGAGAUCAGCUGGGCUGCCUGGCAUUACGGCGAAGCUACCCAUUUCCUUGACCGACCGCCGCAGCCGGGAGCGACCCAUGUCCCCCCUGGGCACCCCCGCCUCCUGCUGCUGCUGCUGCCCCCGCCGUCGUCGCCCGCCGCCUUCCCGGACCAGUUCUCCGGAAGGGAAGGAGCUGACCCUGCAGGAGCUGCCGGAGGACAUCUUGCUGGACGUGCUCUCCUGGGUGCCCAAGCGGGACCUGAUCCACCACUGCCGGCUGGUCUGCAAACGGUGGCGGUACCUAGUGGAUCUUCCCGUGGUCUGGAAGCGGAAAUGCGAGCGGCUCGGCUUCCCCCUGGAGCAGCUGGAGGGCAGCCUUCUGGACUGGAGGGUGUUUUUCUUCAGCCUGAGCAAGAGGAAUCUCCUGAGGAACGUUUGCGGAAGAGCGGGGCUGAGAUAUUGGGAACUGCGUCCCGCCGACUGGAUGGCCGACUGGAUGGCCGAGGAUGUCCCGCGAGGAUUCAAGAGGCAUUUUCUCAAGAUAUUUAAAAAGAAAAAAAAAUCUCCUCUCCCGGAUACGGUCUGGACUUGCUUCGUCCCAACCUGGCACCAGGAUCGUGGUCUGAGGUUUUUUGUGAAGAAGAGACAACGGAUCACUUUGAAGGACAAAGGAAUCCCGAACUGGAUGAUGGACGAAAUGAAGCCCAACAUCAUAGUGAAGGAUUGGUAUUUUAAUGUUGACAAUUCCCACUAUCAGUUGACGGUGAAGCUGCUCUCUUGUGAUGACCAAGUCCUCCAGGAUUGCUGCAAGAUGUUUGAAGUCCGAGAACAGGUUUCGUACAUCUUUGAAAAUUACCCGCCUGGAGUGCGCUAUGUCGAUUUUGAACACAGAGUGGGCUGGCGGUCCGAAGUGAAAGUCACCAACAGCAGCGUUGUCGUUGAUUUAGGAGCUGCAAGAACAUCUGCCUGCUUGGGAUUGUUUAUCACACCUAGGCGUGGCCCGUUUGGGUGUUUCCUCCCCUCCUGCGUCCAUCCCUCUCCAGUCCUCCUUGGCCAAACCAUGGCAGGCGCUCAAGAGCUGCCCGAUGACAUCCUGCUGGCGAUCUUCUGCCUGCUCCCCAUCAACGAGCUGAUCCAGAACUGCCGCCCGGUGUGCUCGCGGUGGCGAGAUGUGGUGGACAGCCCUUUCCUCUGGAAGCGCAAGUAUCAACAGGACGAUGCCGCACUGAGGAUGCCAAAGACCUUCUACAUUUUCUGCCACAUGGAGAAGAACCUCAUCAAGAACCCUUGUGGUGAUGAAGGACUGGACUUUUGGGAUACGGCCACGCCUUCAAGUGGGCAGUGGAAAGUUAAAGAUGUCUUUGAGAAGGAUUUGGCAAGGAUCCAGGCCUGGGACUUUCUUCAGAGGAAUAUUUAUAUAAAAGAUGAAUACAUACCCUAUCAAGACGUUGAAAAAUGUUUUGCUGCGUAUAACGGGCUCUGCACAAAGUCUCAGCUCAUCACUCUGAAGGAUGAAGGUUACUGGGAUCAGCUGAUGGAUAACGGGAGACCCACCAUUGUGGUGAAGGAUUGGUUUUACAGCAGCUUCAACAACCACUACACGUUUUGUGUGAAGCUGCUGUCCGAGGAUUUCCAGGUCAUUCGAGAGUAUCACUCGAAGAACAAAUACAAAUACGACUCGGAGUACGAUGGUGAAUGGCGUCAGGUAAGAGAAGGGGACCUCCAGGGAUGGCUGCCCUCUUUUCCACCCAGAGCUGAGGUUGGUCUCAAAGCCAACUCAUGUUGGCAAUCUCUCUCUCUCUCUCUUUCUCUAUUUUUUCUCUCCUCUUUUUCUUUUUUUUCUUUCUUUUUCUCUCCUCUCUCUUUCUAUUUUUCUCUCUAUAUAUUUUUCUCUUUUCUCUCUUUCGUCUCGCACGCUUUUCAUAACGUCCCUCCUGGAAUCCGUCACAUCUUCUUUCAGCACCAAGGCCAGCAUUUCAACUGGCAGCAAUCGAGUUGCGGCACCAAGCUCAUGAAGUGCUUGAGGAUGGCCAAAGAGAGGGGCAAAUCGAAAAGAAUGAGGAUUACCAAAACGAGCGUCACCGUCGGACCGUUCUCCCUAGACAAGGCCAUGCACAACAGACACGGCCGAGACAUUAGACACUGUCACUACAGUGAGUGUCCCUGUCGGGGGAAUCUCAUCCAUUGGUCUGUAUCCAAGAGAAGCUUGAGUGUCCGCUGCUGACCCAGGUUCAAACGUUCUCUGCUCUUCUCUUAGGUUGCACCCGAGAGGGCAGACACAAAAGCACAGGUGU